UGGGGAGGUAGGGAGCUGCUGGGCAGAUGUUAAUUUUGGAACUUGCUGUGUGCCACAGGACCACCAGUCAUUUUGCAAGCGCCUCAAAACGCCACCAUCAACAUGACCCAGGACGUGGAGUUCGAGUGUGAGGCAGACGCCUAUCCCUCCAACGUUACAUACACCUGGUCAAAGCACAGGGUCAACGUUCAAUACAUCAGGGACAUGCGUCACCGAGUGUCCGUGCGGUCGGACGGGAGGCUGCUGCUGCGGGGGGCGACUGCACUGGACAGCGGCUGGUACGCCUGCACCGCCAGCAACGGGGUGGGAGAGCCGCCGCGACUCGAUGCCUACCUCUCCGUCCUGCACCCAGCCUACACCCUGCCGAUGCCUCCCAUCACCAUCCUCGCCUCGGGGCUGGGGGGUCGGAUCCCGUGCCCGUCUGUCUCCACCCCCCCACUGAGCCACGUGACCUGGAGCAAGGACGGACACCCACUGCCAGUCGCUCAGGUGCCUGGUUGGUCCCUAGCGGAGGACGGGGCCAUACUGAUAGCGGUGGUGGACAACACAGCUAGGGGUGUCUACAGCUGCACCCCCUACAACAGCCUGGGCACCCUGGGGAACUCCACCCCCACCCACAUCAUACUCAAGGACCCUCCGAAGUUUGUAGUGCGGCCGGCGGCGAGUUACCGGUCGGCAAUCGGUCAGGAGCUGAGAAUCGGCUGCACCGCCACGGGGGAUCCACGGCCCAGAGUCAGCUGGAGCAAGCCGGACAAGGUGGGUGCCCAUUACCGGGUGCUGGUUGACGGGACACUGUUCCUCGGCCCCGUCUCCCUGCAACACCACGGCCUCUGGGAGUGUGUCGCCAGCAACAACGUGUCGCAGGUCACCACCAACACCCGGCUCCAGGUCACAGGCACCAGUCCACACCCUGCGACCACGGUGACCCUCGGCGCUGGAAGUUUUGGGGUGAAUGUUUCCUGGUCUCCGGGGUUCGAUGGAGGUCACCAGCAACACUUCUCCAUCUGGUUUCGGCAGGUGGCCCCCCAGCUACACGGCUGGAUUUUCCGGAAGGUUCCGCUGGGUGCCCGCUGGCUGUGGGUGGCUGGUCUGUGGCCUGACACGUGCUACCAGUUCAGUGUGCUGGCACAGAGCGAGCGGGGGAGCAGUCCCUUCACUGAGAUCCUGUCCGCCUGCACCCAGAGUGUUCCCAUGGCAACAAGCCCACCCCGGCACCCGGUGAUGGAACGGCUUCACCUCCUCCCACCCAGCUCCCUGGUGGCCAAUCGGACCCAGCGCGGGAUCUUGCUGUGUUGGGCAGCUCCCCUUCCCUCCUCACUGCCUCCCACCGUCUAUCUCCUGGAGUCCUGGGAAGGCAGUGGCUGGAGACUGAUGUACAGUGCGAUCCCAGCCACACAAGAGGAGCUGCUGCUGACGGGGCUGGUCAAGGACUCGCACUACCUGCUGCGUCUGCGGUCCCGGCGUGGGGAGCAGGUCAGUGUGGCCAGCCUCACCGUCAACGUGUCCACACAGGGAAUGGUGUGGCUCCCUCCCCAGGAGGGGGGGGACGGGUCGGUGAGGGCAGGGGUCAUCGCAGGAGGCUGCUUCCUGCUCACGGCCGUGAUGGUCAGCGUGCUGGUCUCCUGUGUCAGCAACCUGCGGCGGGCACGACGGAGGAAGGACGUUCCAAUCAUGUUCAGUCAUUUCCAGACAUCUCCAGAAUCACGAUACCCUGACAGCCCAGAUAGUGUCCUGAAGCUGAAGGUCCUGGUUCCAGUCUACGAGACUUUCUCUGGUGUUGACUGCUCCCCCGGGGCAGUCAGUGCCGGGGCGGACCGGCCAGUGUCGGCCCGCCUGCAAGGUAUACGCCGGGGCCCCGAUGGUCGCUUUGCUGUGGACCCAGGCCCCAGCCCCGUGGCUCUGGCCUUCCCACAGAGAGCGGAGGGCAGACUGGAGCGUUGGGGUCACCAGCUGGAAUCUGGGCAGACUUCCACCCCUCUAGCCAGCAGCCCAGCUGGCGAAUCCAGGCCUGUCUUCACCCCAGGCCUCAGCCCCAUCCAUGUACCACCAGGCCCCAGCCUCAGCCUACCCAGGGCUCUGGGACCCAGCCUGAGGAGCGGGGCAGAGCUCGACGCAGGGACAACCGACACAGGGAUCCUGAGGUGCGGGGAGAGGAGAGCCCACUGCACCGACCCACCGCACCCCAGCUGGCAAGACCCUAGGCUUGGGCUGGACCUCCCCCCUGGGUCCCUCCCUCCCUCCCACCUGGCCUCCCCCACUUCCCGCUGUGCUGCUCUGUGGGCAGAGUUUCAGGAGGUGCGGGGGGCAGUGAGGGGGGUAGGGGACUGGCAGAGGGGAGGGAGCCCCCAUCGCUCGAUCCAACAAGCCACUCUGCUCUGAGACCUGCCCUGGCAUCGGACUGUGCACCUUACUGCAAGGAGUGGAAUCAGACACAGUGCACAAGUUGGAAUAAAACCAUUCUCUUGAUCA
Amblyraja radiata (thorny skate) is the source of this 2469-nucleotide messenger RNA. RefSeq names its product protein turtle homolog A-like. Lineage: Eukaryota; Metazoa; Chordata; Chondrichthyes; Rajiformes; Rajidae. Bases 103 to 2379 code for a protein of 758 amino acids. The transcript has 14 exons. Gene Ontology annotation, molecular function: protein binding. Gene Ontology annotation, biological process: cell-cell adhesion. The record is from RefSeq and is a predicted model, not a curated record.